AUGACAAUGGAAACCAAGGCCCACGAUAACGACGGCCUCGCCGCACAUAUUGAAUCGAAGGACGGGAUCUCAGUCCAAAAGAUACCCGAUGAGUCAUUUGUCGAAGUAUCCGAUAGGGAGUACAACAGGAUUUUACGAAAGGUCGACUAUCGUGUUAUUCCUAUACUGGCGUCUCUUUACCUGCUCAGCUUUUUGGAUAGAGGUAGGCAGAUUACCCUAGACGCUGCCAAGUUUGGCCAUUUGACUCAUAAAAUUUUCAUUGUGACUACAGGGAGCAUCGGAAAUGCGAAUAUUCAAGGGAUGUCUGAGUCACUUGGAUUGGUCGGUCAACAAUACAACUGGUGUUUGACAAUAUUUUUCUUCCCAUACUCAUUCACCGAGCCGUUGUGUAACUUACUCCUGGUCCGACUGAAGCCGAGCAUUUGGCUGCCGUCGAUCAUGGUGGCUUGGGGUAUUGUGAUGACAUUGACUGGAAUUGUUCAAAACUACUCGGGGUUAUUGGCUGCGAGAUUCUUUCUUGGACUUACUGAAGCUGGGCUAUUCCCGGGACUCGCUUUCUACAUCUCACUAUGGUAUCCUGGUGCAAAUGCGCAAUUCAGACUUUCCCUUAUAUUUGCUUCUGCAUCAAUGGCAGGUGCUUUCUCUGGCCUGUUGGCAUAUCUCAUUAGCAAGAUGGAUGGAAUAGGUGGACUUGAAGGGUGGCGGUGGAUUUUCAUAUUAGAGGGAAUUCUUACAGUUGUGGCUGCUUCAUUCUCUUACCUAUUAGUCUGGGAUGAGCCGGCGACUGCGACCUUUCUUACGGAAGAGGAGAAAAAUGUGAUUCUCAAGGCAUUGAACCCCAUACAGACGGAGGUUUCCAUGAGCCCACAACUUGGAAGUCAACAAUCUGCGAAAUGGGUGCAUAUCAAAGCCGCAUUAUCUGAUUGGCAGACACUUUUUCACUGCCUGAAUUACUGGGGAGUUGCAUGCGCUGUUUACGCACUCUCACUCUUUCUUCCCGCCAUCAUCAAAGGUCUUGGAUACUCGGCAGCCAUCGCUCAACUCCUCACCAUACCGGUUUAUGCAGCAGCCACGGUUUCAUGUAUUCUGAUCGGAUACCUUGCCGACAAAACCGGUCAGCGCAGUCUCUUUACUGUUUUAUGUUAUGGCGCAAUUGUCGUUGGGUAUAUCAUUGCUGUAGCGCCCCCGACAUUUAUGCCUGGUUUGACUUACGCCGGGUGUUUUAUUGCCGCUUGUGGAAUCUACCCUGCUAUACCUGGUCUUCUCGCGCUCUCUUCAAACAAUUGGGCGCCGAAUGCAAAGAGAGCCAUUGGAAUGGCUAUUCAGAUGGGCUUUGGAACCAUGGGUGGAGCUGCUGCUUCCAAUUUCUAUCGUGCCGAAGAUGCCCCAAGAUAUCGGCUUGGCCACAUAUUAGUCCUUGUAUUUGCUGCCAUUGGCUUGGCUACAAUGGUCUUGUAUUAUCUGAUUUGUCGGAGGGUGAAUGCCAAGAGGGAGGCGGAAGCGGACAGUGUUUAUCAGUACACUUCUGAGCAAUUGGUUGAAAUGGGUGACAAGGCACCCAGCUUUAGAUAUAGACUUUAA
Messenger RNA from Penicillium manginii, 1581 nucleotides. RefSeq lists its product as uncharacterized. Gene Ontology annotation, cellular component: membrane. The transcript is spliced from 10 exons. Gene Ontology annotation, biological process: transmembrane transport. NCBI's taxonomy places the organism in Eukaryota, Fungi, Ascomycota, Eurotiomycetes, Eurotiales, Aspergillaceae. Gene Ontology annotation, molecular function: transmembrane transporter activity. The coding region runs from base 1 to 1581 and encodes 526 amino acids. The record is from RefSeq and is a predicted model, not a curated record.